AUGCUAUCGCUUCUCUGCCGUUCCCUCCUGCUCAUCCUUGCUCAACAGUGCUUCAGCAGGGCUCAGAACAAUGGGCAGCUGCAGGCCACUCGAGGCGGACAGUCUGCGGCUGAGAGGCGGCAGUUCUGCCAGUGGCCCUGCAAGUGUCGGGAGAGAGCUCACUGCGCCCCGGGGGUGAGCGCCGUCCUGGACGGGUGCGGCUGCUGCAAGAGCUGCGCCAGGCAGAUCGGAGAAGCGUGCAACGAGAGGGACGUCUGCGACCCGCACAAGGGCAUGUACUGCGACUUCUCAGCAGACCAGCCCAGAUACGAGGUCGGAGUGUGCGCAUACAUGAUGGCGGUGGGCUGCGAUCUGAAUGGGGCCCACUAUGAGAACGGAGAGGCUUUCCAGCCCAGCCCCCUCUAUAAGUGCACAUGUAUUGCUGGAGCCAUUGGCUGCACCCCUGCUUUCAUCCAGAAGCCUGCGGGUCUCUUAGGCACCGCCCCGCUGAUGGGCAACUUGCCAGCCGGCCUGCGCAGUGGUCAGAGCCCGAAGAAGCACCAGCAGGACACUACCUACAUGUCAGCUUACAGGGAUCCUCCUUUAGCCUGGAGGAAGAACUGUCUGAUCCAGACCACGCCCUGGAGUCCCUGCUCAAAGACCUGCGGCCUGGGAAUCUCCGUGCGCGUCAACAACGACAACGGCAAAUGUGAGAUGAGGAAGGACCGCCGCCUGUGCCUGCUGCGACCAUGUGACAAGACUGUGCUUCGGAGCAUUAAGGUGGCAAAGGGAAAGACGUGCCGGCCGAAGUUCCAGGCAAAGAAAGCGGAGAAGCUGACGCUCUCUGGCUGCACCAGCACCAAGAAGUUCAAGCCCACGUACUGCGGUGUCUGCACAGACAAGCGCUGCUGCGUCCCCAACAAGUCCCGCAUGAUCAAGGUCAGCUUCACUUGCAAAGAAGGCUCCAACACACAGUGGAAGAUGCAGUGGAUAACGUCCUGCGUGUGCCAGAGGAAGUGCAACAACCCGGGUGACAUGUUCUCCGACCUGCGGCUACUUUAACGGCGCCGCCGUGAGACGCCCAGAGACACAGACACAGGGUGUGAUCCUGCUGUGGUUAUUAAG
Messenger RNA from Seriola dumerili (greater amberjack), 1104 nucleotides. RefSeq names its product WNT1 inducible signaling pathway protein 3 (gene ccn6). The coding region runs from base 1 to 1041 and encodes 346 amino acids. The transcript is spliced from 5 exons. Gene Ontology annotation, cellular component: extracellular matrix; extracellular region. Lineage: Eukaryota; Metazoa; Chordata; Actinopteri; Carangiformes; Carangidae. Gene Ontology annotation, biological process: signal transduction; cell adhesion. Gene Ontology annotation, molecular function: heparin binding; integrin binding. The record is from RefSeq and is a predicted model, not a curated record.